This is a messenger RNA of Paramecium sonneborni, 1155 nucleotides long. The record is from the annotation of a GenBank genome assembly. Lineage: Eukaryota; Ciliophora; Oligohymenophorea; Peniculida; Parameciidae.
AUGAAUUUAUUUCUUAUUUUCUCUUUGGUACUUUUAGUCAAAGCAAAUGAUUAUGAAUUAUUAGCUUCACUAUAAAAUUAUGAAUUUGGAAAAACUAUUAUAGCUACAAUGUAAAUUACAUUAUCAAGUGAAGAGUAAAAUUAUUAAUUUAUUAUAAGUGCAUCAAUUGAUGGAGUAGUUAAUUAACUUAAGGCUAUGUAAAAAGCUACUUAAAGUGAUUUAGAUGAUAAUUCAUCACUUAUUAAAUAAAGUUAAGAAUCAUGCACUUAAAGAUUUAAUGAAUUAUAAGUAGUUAUUGAAAAUGCUUAAAAUAAAAAAGCUGAUAAUGAAAGAACUUUGCCUUUUAAAUAAGAAGAAUUAAAUAUCAUAACAUAUUAAAUUAAAGAUAAAGUUGAUUAACAAAAAAGAAUUUAGGAUAGAAGAAAUGGAGCAGAGUUUUCAAGAUCAGAAGAAAAGGUAUGAGUAAUAAAUAAAUUAGAAAGAUUUUAAUUUAAAGUAAUAAGAAUCAAUAGAUUUUAUAUCAGGAUUAAAAAAAGCAAAAGCAAUUUUAUCAUAACUUAAAAGUGCAUUUUUAUAAGUCGGUGAUGUUAGAACAAAAUUACAUAACCAUUUUGAAUCAUUAAAUAAAAAUAGUCCAUAUCAUGGAUUAGUGAAAAUUUUAAUUGGAGCAGCUGGUGAUGAUAAUGUUCCAAAGAUAAUUUAAAUUAUUGAUGAACUUGUAGAAGUAAUAAAAUUAUAAAUUAAAAAAGUCAUUGUAAAACUUACUUUCAGUUGAUAGAUCUGGAGAUUAAUAAAAAGAAGAAUUAUAUUAAUUAUAAAAAAAUAGAUAUGAUUUAGAAUUAUAAACUUUAACUACUACAAUAGCACAACUUUAAGCAGAGGCAGAAAAAUAAAAAUAAAAAUUGUUAGAAUUUUAAAAUGAUAUUGAGACAAAAGAAUAACUUUUAAAUGUUAAAAAUUAAGAAUAUAAUGAUUGGAAAAAAACAUGUGAUGAUGAUUUAAGAGCAAAUUAAAAUUUAAGAUAAAUAAAGUAAAUUGUUUAUAUACUAAUUUUUCAGAUUCAAUGAAUUAAAUACCAUUAAUGAAUGUCUUGAAAUUUUUACUUCAAGACUUAAUCCAUCUAUAAAAAGUUAUAUCUAAGAAUUAGAGAUUUGA